GACAUGCGAGUCGCGCGAGAGCGUGCACGAGCGCUCACUUUCGCUGACGACGCGCUCGGCGUGCACGCGCGCCUUGUGCACCAGCGGCUUGUGCAGCUUGUGGUUUUUCAUCUUGUCAGUUGGUCAGUCAGUCAGUCUUCCUGCUCCCACGAGAGCGGCUCGAUCCCGGCCAGUUUCCCGCGUUUUCCGCGACGAUUGCCUGCGACGGAUUGCGGAACAAAAUGUCACUGGGACCAGGAGCGACGAGACGAACUCUGGCGCUGGCGAUAUGCAUCGUCCUCGAGGUGGUGGUAGUGCACGCAUCGCCAGCCGAGCCCUUGCCCUCCACCCUGCUGAACGGCAUUGGUAACGUCGCGAACAGCGCAACGAACUUCCUAACGGGAGUCGUGCGACGGCAAAAACAAUUGUUGCAUCGCGUUACGGACACUGCCACGAACUACAUAACCAGCGCGGUGGAGAGGCCGAGAAAUUUAUUGAUCAACGCCACCAGGGUGACGACCGGAUACAUUGACAGCGCAGCGUCGAAGGGUCUCGAGUUUAAGCUGAGAAGAUUCCUGGAGAAAUUCCGCGCCCGAAUGCGCAACGGCAUCCCGGAGUUGGGCAUACCUCCCUUGGAGCCGUUCACGCUCGACGAGAUCGACAUCGACACGGACAAUCCGGAAAUAGGAAAAGUGCAUCUGGUGAUCGAGGACUUAGAGCUGAGGAAGUUGUCGACUUUCCUGAUCGAUCGCGCUAAGCUGUCGCUGAUCGGCCCUACCAUCGCAAUCAACAUUUCCAUUCCCGAGAUUUACGCGUCGGGCCUUUACAACAUAUCCGGUGUGCUAGGCGACACAUAUCAGCUACGCGGCGAGGGUCCUUUCCAGGCGACCAUACGCGACUUCCGCGCUUACGUGAAUACCAUGCUCGGCUACAGCAGAGGAAUGUACAUGAAGAGCUUCGUCCUGGAUUUUUCUCUCCGCGCGAUCAAGAUUCACCUGGAGAACUUUAUGGGCGGCCUGGAUGUCGGCAAAAUUAUGAGCAAGGUCUUCGAGGAAUUGACACCGGAGGCAUUAGACAUCAUUAAACCAGACAUAUUGCCGAUAAUACAGAAUUACGUGUCUAGCCACGUGAACGAGACGAUUCAUCAUCUGACUAUGAGGGAUCUUUUUCACAUUCUUCUGGGCGAGUACGAGUUUGGCGAUAUCAUGCAUCUACUGAUACCUUGAAGAGAACGUGAUCGAACGGCCAAGUCGCAUCGGACCGCGCAAUUAUAAACGGAAUAACGAGUUUAGCGUGACAGUGUCCGAAGAAUGGCGCCGAUAAAAAUGCGACGAAGUGCAGAUAAUUGAGGCCAAAGUGCACAACCUACUGUGUUACAAUCGAAUGGACCAUAAUCACGAUACGCGACCGAGUCGAGUUGACUUCGAAGUAAGCUUCGUAUUUCGUAAUCGAGCGAUAAUAAUUCGAAGAUACUUUAAGUACUUUGCUCGAUGCUCGCUUUUGACGACCCAUUGUCUUGCCGAGAAGCGAUGGUUAGGUAUAAAUUGUCGACUUGUUUGUUCUCCUAAGAGACAUGCGACGUUUAUACAUUCAUCAUCAAUUAUCCUCGAAACCGCGAUUUAUAUUGAAUAGUGUUCAAAACGGAAUUUCAAAAUUCCAGACAACUUUUUACAUAUGUACAAGUACAUAAUUUUAUUAAAUAUAUAUAUACUAUGUUGUAUGCGCACUAAAGUAUGAGUAGACGACAACUCUCUCUCUCUCUCUCUCUCUCUCUUUCUCUCUCUCUCUCUCUCUUUCGCGGUAUUAAUAUACCGCAAAAUUAUUUGUACACAUGUCACACCUUCGGCGUUUCUGAGAUAAUUCAUUCACUGGUGUCGUGAGUAUAUUCAUAAAAAAUUAUUCACUCUGUGUGUACGCGAUUCAAGAGGUUCGCUUGUAGGCGAUACAUUCAUCUCGUUAACAUACGCGACUGCGAAACCCAGUGUGAUUUAAUACGGAGGCACCAUGUGGUUCCUCAUCGCCUACCGAGGAUGCAUCAAUGCAAGAAAGACAGAGAGAGACAGAGAGAGAGAGAGAGAGAGAGAGGCACCAUGUUUAAUUCAUCGAAUCGUGCGCUGGAUGAAUAUUGGCGCACUUCUAAUCCGCUGAUAAAGGCGAGCGAAAGUAUUAUGACCUCGACGCGAUGGCGUCGAAUCUCGGCGUUGCGAAAAUUAACGUUGGCUAUUCAUCGCUGAUUGGCCAUACUGACGUUGGGAUCGGUGACGAACGAGGUGAUGUUGCUGAAAUGACUUGUUACUUUUAUCUUUUUUUUUUCGAGAGUGUUAUACAGGGUACAGCACUUAACCAUGUUGGCACGUGUGCCAUAGGUCGCGUAUUAAUUCUCGCUGGUUGCCAUAUGUUGCAAAGUGAGUCCCGUAAAUAUUCCGGAAAUCAGAUAAAUCAAAAUCCUGACGGAGAUUCGUUAGAAUUUAUUUACGUCUGGCACUUGGGAAGAUUAAUCGAGAUCAUUGCGUCUCUUUUCCGUCUAACACAGACUAAUAGCACGGUAUAUAAUAGUACAAUUUAUUUACCAUAAGUGUAAUUUACUGAUUUAAUAUCCGUUUCCCAGUUACCCGACUGGUUAUUUUGCGUAUCAGAAACAUUCAUUAUUCGCAAUGAUCAAGGCAUGCGAGCCAUUUCCAUUUUCGUUUUCCGAUUUCGUCUGUACAAUAUAGCGAUACGAUGUACAAAAUAGAAUUUGGCGUAUGAGGAGUUCGUAAUAUCGGAAUAUUGUGUGUUAGAAGUUAAUUGUUAUACUCUAUGUAGUUAUGCUACACGCAAUAUGCUCUGUGAAACGUUGUUAACGAUUAUAAUUAAUUGAAACCCAUCGCUUGUGACAGCAGAAUCAAUGUUAACGCAUUGUUAAUCAUUAUGAGAUAGUUUAGCGACAAUACGAGUGUUAUAAAAGUUGCAUCGUACUUACGCACAAUCUUACUAAUUAUCGACUUGGUAAUAAUUUGCCUGGUAUUAAAUUUCCUCAGAGAAAACCGGAGAAAGAAUAGUUGAUUUCCUUGGGAAUAAUUUAAUUUUUUCUCUAACUCUUAAUAUACUGUGAAUUAUGAAGUUCA
Messenger RNA from Harpegnathos saltator (Jerdon's jumping ant), 3086 nucleotides. RefSeq lists its product as uncharacterized. The record is from RefSeq and is a predicted model, not a curated record. The coding region runs from base 222 to 1205 and encodes 327 amino acids. The transcript is spliced from 6 exons. Lineage: Eukaryota; Metazoa; Arthropoda; Insecta; Hymenoptera; Formicidae.